CACAGUCCCGGCGGAGCCUGAGGUUGCGCCCGUGCUGUCGCUGCCACUUGGACCACUCACCAUGAGCCGGGCACCCCGUCUGCUGCUGCCCGCGGUGCUCUGCCUGGGGCUCGGCGCCCUCGUGUCUUCCUCGGGGUCCUCGGGCGUCCGAAAGCGAGGUCCCACGGUGACGGACAAGGUCUUCUUUGAUGUGAAGAUUGGAGACAAAGACGUGGGUAGAAUUGUGAUUGGCCUCUUUGGAAAAGUUGUACCCAAGACAGUGGAAAACUUUGUGGCUCUAGCAACAGGAGAGAAAGGCUACGGGUACAAAGGGAGCAUCUUCCACCGCGUCAUCAAGGACUUCAUGAUUCAAGGAGGGGACUUCACAGCUAGAGACGGCACUGGAGGUAUGAGCAUUUAUGGUGACACAUUUCCUGAUGAGAACUUCAAACUGAAGCACUAUGGCAUUGGGUGGGUCAGCAUGGCCAAUGCUGGCCCUGACACCAAUGGCUCCCAGUUCUUCAUCACCUUGACCAAGCCCACCUGGUUGGAUGGCAAACAUGUUGUAUUUGGAAAAGUCCUGGAUGGGAUGACUGUGGUACACUCCAUAGAACUUCAAGCAACGGAUGACCAUGACCGCCCAUUUACUGACUGCACCAUUGUCAACAGUGGCAAGAUCGAUGUGAAAACGCCCUUUGUGGUUGAGGUCCCUGACUGGUGACAGAAAUGUCGAGAAACAGGGAACACACUCCGGCUGGUCCAUGUGUGCACCUGCUGUCCACCGUCUGUCUUCUGAUUCUUUAGAUACUUUAAGUUGUACUUUUUAAAAAAUUGUCUUUUAAUUUCCCCAGUCCAGAUUGCAACAGAGAUUUAAAAAUCAACACAGAUGUCCCAGAAAGCACUUAUGAUCUCAGCAUUUGGGAGUUAGAGAGAGGAGAAUCAGGGGUUCAAGGCCAGCCUUGGCUAUAUAGAGUUUGAGGCUAGCCUGGUCUUUGUGGAACCUUGUCUCAAAAAAUCACGCCAACAAUAAAAAUCAAUCAACCAA
This is a messenger RNA of Psammomys obesus (fat sand rat), 1024 nucleotides long. It is a transcript of the gene Ppic, whose product is annotated as peptidylprolyl isomerase C. Bases 62 to 700 code for a protein of 212 amino acids. Gene Ontology annotation, biological process: protein folding; protein peptidyl-prolyl isomerization. Gene Ontology annotation, molecular function: peptidyl-prolyl cis-trans isomerase activity. The record is from RefSeq and is a predicted model, not a curated record. Gene Ontology annotation, cellular component: intracellular membrane-bounded organelle. The transcript has 5 exons. NCBI's taxonomy places the organism in Eukaryota, Metazoa, Chordata, Mammalia, Rodentia, Muridae.